Molecule: messenger RNA, 1524 nt
Organism: Babesia bigemina
Lineage: Eukaryota; Apicomplexa; Aconoidasida; Piroplasmida; Babesiidae
Product: zinc finger (B box) protein, putative
Exons: 6
Coding region: 1-1524 (507 amino acids)
Molecular function (GO): zinc ion binding
Source: RefSeq, a predicted model, not a curated record
AUGGAGAACCCCGUCGUGCGCGACAGCGACGAGUGGAACGCGCUGGAGUUCGCGCUGCAGCUGCGCUGCAGGAGCUCAAGGGUGACCCUGCUACAGGCGUGGAACGUCACCAAACCGGAUGCUGUUUCGGUGUUCAGCAGAUGGGUACAGACCACUCCCAUCGUCGAGGCGUUUAUAGACGCCGGCGGCCUGGACCGCAAUAACUCGACCCAGGACGUGUGCACGCGAGGCUUUGAGGUCGGCAGCAACGGCUUCAAGGUCAGCAUCGGCAACAUACACUGCGCGAGCUUCCCCUUGCUGCGUUCGACGCUGCGGGACGGCGCAACGUCGGAUACCAGAAGCGGCGCCCUCGACGACAAGGGGCAGAUCCUGCCGCCUAAGAACGCAACCACGACCAACAUCAUGUACGGCGACAGGAAGGUAUACGAGUACUUCGUCUGUGACGUCGCGUUGGGCAAGGCCAUCGCCGCAGCCGACGAGGUCGAGGCGCAGCGGCUUAGGCUCACCAUGCCAGUGGAGUACGACAGCAUCUACCUCGAGAACCACGGCCGUGAGCGCUUUCUGGACGUUACUGCGAUGUUGAAGCCGCGCGAGCCGGCGGCGGCGCCGGACAACCGGCCUGAGGAGUUCUUCUCGGAGGGGGUGCUCCCGCAGUUUGCGUUCCGCCGGGAGUACAUCAUCUACGGCGCCUCGCAGAUACUCCCGCGGUACCUCAUACAGUUCGAGUUCGACCCUGCUGCCGACGAGACGUUCGCGCUGCCGCUCUGCGACAGCUGCCAGAACGACGCGGCCACGAUAUACUGCCCUUCGGACACGGCGCGCAUAUGCAAGAAGUGCGACGAAAAGCUGCACACCCAAAACAAGGUGGUAUCACGCCACAUCCGCGUGCCCCUCAACCAGAUGCCGCGUCCCGCCGCCCGCUGCAGACUCCACCCCUCCAAGGUAUACACGAUGUACUGCACCUUCUGCCACUUGCCGGUCUGCCAGCACUGCGCCUCGGGCCACAUCCACGGCCAGGGGGCCAACGAGGCAAACUCGGCGCGCUUCGUGCCCAUCGCAAACGCCUACGACGCCGCCAUAUACGAGAUGCAGCAGCAGUCCAACAACGCAAUCUCGCGGCGCCGGGAGUACCUGAAGUCGCUGCUGCAACAGGUCGACCGCAUCGAGCAGGCAGUGGAGGACAACUGCGAACGCGUCGAGGCCAGCUGCUACGAGAACCUAGAGGCGACGCUCAAGCAGCUGCAUAGUAAAAUAGGAGGCUCCCUCGAGGAGCUGGUCGCGGAGCAGACCGAAAACAAGCGGCAGAUGAGCGAAAUCGAGUGGUCCGAGCACUUCGCGGACUACUUGAAGAACACGUUGCUGCCGGCGGACUACCUGCGCGCAUGGCUGCGCCACUGCCGCGUCCGCAGCGACAUGGACGCCGACGCAUACAAGGGGCCGUUGCAGGAGAUAUUCCCCGAUCUGGACAUGAAGGGAGAGCUUGCCAUCACACACGAGCAUGCGGCUGAGCACGUGCAUAAGUGA